This is a messenger RNA of Myripristis murdjan (pinecone soldierfish), 5318 nucleotides long. RefSeq names its product sortilin 1b (gene sort1b). The record is from RefSeq and is a predicted model, not a curated record. Gene Ontology annotation, molecular function: protein binding. The coding region runs from base 374 to 2839 and encodes 821 amino acids. The transcript is spliced from 20 exons. Gene Ontology annotation, biological process: Golgi to endosome transport; vesicle organization; endocytosis. Lineage: Eukaryota; Metazoa; Chordata; Actinopteri; Holocentriformes; Holocentridae. Gene Ontology annotation, cellular component: Golgi apparatus; membrane.
GUCCCGCAGACCCAAUUUGAGUGACCGCUACAUUGUAUCACUGUGGCAAAGGAGUUGCACCGCCAAUAAUUGGGCUUCAUCGUUCCAGUGAAAUAAUUAAUUUGCAGUUUCCAUUUGUUUCACCAUUCAGGCAGGUUUUUUCCCCCCCCGCGGCUUCGCUGGUUGAAUAAUCGGGGCUUAACGCGCUCCGCCUCGAAACGUCUAUGAGCCGUGGAUACAAAGCCCGCAGUCGCUGCUCCUCGCUGUCAGGAUACUGUGUUUUGUUGAUGUCAUCCGCGGCAGAGCCGGAGCGACCUUCAGUUUGGAGGCAAGAUUAGGAUAAACAAAGACUCGUUUUGGGGAUUUUCUCUCGCCGGUGGCACACGCAACGAGAAUGGGACUUUUGCUGCACUGUCUUCUGCUCUUUCUCGUCACUUUCACUGUUGGUUUAGAUUUUCACCAGCGCGCCAGACCCCACGGACAGUCAGUUUUUGUCAGAAAUUCUAAAAUAGAGAAAGCUGACAGAAUCGUGAAGAGAUCUCUCCCGGGAUGGCCUGCCGCACCAAAGCACAACAUAAAUAGAAGAAGCGCAGAGCAAAGCGACACCUGUAAGGCUCUCCAAGGAUAUGACACCAAGUUAGCCCAAAACACCCACCGCUAUGCCUUCAACGACCUCAGUGGAUCGGUGUCGCUGGCCUGGGUUGGAGAUGGCACGGGGGUCAUCCUGGCUUUGACGACUUUUCAGGUGCCGUUCUUCAUAGUGCGACUUGGGCAGUCCAAACUUUAUCGAAGUGAGAACUAUGGGAAGUCGUUCCAGGAUGUGACCAACCUGAUCAACAACACCUUCAUCAGAACAGAGUUUGGCAUUGCAAUCGGCCCCGAGAACUCUGGAAAAGUGAUCCUGACAGCUGAAGUGUCUGGAAGCCGUGGGUCUCGGAUCUUUGUCUCUGAUGACUUUGGAAACAGUUUCACCCACCAGGACCUGCCCUUCGUCCCCCAGAUGCAGAUCAUGUACAACCCUAGUGAUUCCAAUGUGCUGCUGGUCAUCAGUAACGAUCAUGAGCUCUGGCUGUCUGAAAACUUUGGCGGCAACUGGAGAAAGAUCCAUGACAUGGUGUGUCUGGUGAAAUGGGGAGUGAAAAACACCAUCUUCUUCAGCACCAACCUUAAUGGAUCCUGCACUGACCGUGGGAUGCUGACUCUGAGGAGGACCACAGACUACGGAAAAACCAUCAAGACUGUGGCCAGUAAGAUCUACUCCUUUGGCCUGGGUGGACGCUUCCUCUUUGCCUCUGUAAUGACAGGCAAGGGCACUAUGAGGAUGAUCCAUGUGUCAGUGGACCAGGGUGAGGUCUGGAACAUGGCCCAGCUGCCCCCUGUUGGUCACGAGCAGUUCUACUCCAUCCUCGCGGCCAACGAUGACAUGGUCUUCAUGCAUGUCGAUGAGCCAGGAGAUACAGGAUUUGGCACCAUUUAUGUAUCAGAUGACCGGGGCACUGUGUACUCCAAGUCACUGGAGCGCCACCUUUAUACCACCACGGGGGGCGAAACGGACUUCACUAACGUCACCUCUCUGCGGGGGGUUUUCAUCACCAGUGUCCUGGCUGAAGAUAGCUCAGUGCAGUCUGUGGUGUCCUUCGACCAGGGAGGGGAAUGGGUUCCCCUGCAGAAACCUGCCAACAGCAAGUGUGAUGCCACAGCCAAAGACCCAGACGAGUGUAGUCUCCACAUCCAUGCAGCCUACAGCACAGCUAUGAAGCUCAACAUUCCCAUGCUGCCGCUGUCUGAACCAAAUGCUGUGGGCCUCAUCUUAGCUCAUGGGAGUGUUGGCGAUGCCAUCUCAGUGAUGAGGCCUGAUGUGUAUGUGUCUGAUGAUGGUGGGUACACCUGGCUAAAGGCCCUCAUCGGACCCCACCACUAUGCCAUUCUGGACUCUGGAGGCCUGCUGGUGGCUGUGGAGCACAGCACGAUUCAACCUGUCAACCAGAUCAAGUUUUCCACUGAUGAAGGACAGUGUUGGGCUGUGUAUAACUUCACCCAAGACCCUAUCUACUUCACUGGGUUGGCAUCUGAGCCGGGAGCUCGCUCCAUGAAUGUCAGUAUCUGGGGCUACCGUGACUCAAUCAUCAGCCAGUCCUGGGUCUCUGUCACCAUUGACUUCAGGGAGCUUCUCACCAGAGACUGUGUGGAUUCAGACUAUGUGCAGUGGCUGGCCCACUCUGAUGACAUCAGCGACCCUAACGAUGGCUGCAUGCUGGGCUACAAAGAAAGGUUCCUGCGUCUGAGGAAAGACUCUGUUUGCUGGAACGGACGAGAUUAUCAGGUCAACACCCAGCCGACUCCCUGCCUGUGUACCUUGGAUGACUUCCUGUGUGACUUUGGAUAUUACCGUAAGGAGAACAGCUCGGAGUGUGUGGAGCAGCCGGACCUGAAGGGCCAGGUUCUGGAGUUCUGUCUGCAUGGCAAGGAGGAGCAACUGCAGACCAGUGGUUAUAGGAAAAUCCCUGGAGAUAAAUGUGAGGGAGGAACUACACCUGAGCGUAAAGAGAUAGACCUCAGCAAGAGGUGUGUCAGUGACCUGCUCGGCCCAGAACUACUGACAAAAAUUCAGUCCUCCUCCAGGACUGUGCCUGUCAUAAUAACGGUCAUCAUCGUCAUGCUGCUCAGCAUUGUCGCAGGAGUCAUCUUUGUCAAGAAAUAUGUCUGUGGCGGCAGGUUCCUGGUUCACAGGUACUCAGUGCUGCAGCAACAUGCUGAAGCCAAUGGCAUCGAGGGGGUGGACGACCCGCUGGAGACCAACCACACUCAGAACGGCAAGAGGGAGUUUCAUGACGACUCAGACGAGGACCUGCUUGAAUAGCAGGCACAACCUGUCAUACAACUGAGCAGCAGUCCACCACGUGGCUGGCAACUGUCCUCUCACUCUUUCGUCUCCAGCUACUUCUUCCUAUCACCUUCUAGCGUGACCUUUGGCCUCCGCCACCAGACAAAGAGUCUGUGUCACCCCGCUGUCAUCCAUGAGGUAUCUAAUGAAUGUACAGAGGCUGCCUGGGAUUAAUGCCACGGCUGAGAAGAACCAAGGAGGGCUUGUAGUGUUGUGCUUUGACUACUGAUUCUGUUGAGUUUGAAUUUCCAAGUUCUGUUUUCUAGAGAAUGGAGGACUAUUGCAAUAAUUUGAACGCUGACAGAACCAGAGUAAUGGAUUUUCUGCUUUGAAGCAAGCUAGUUAUAUUAAUAUACCACCGUUGCAUUACGGGUUCUGCCUCUCCCGUCACCUGGGAGUGCUCUUGGGAACAUUGCCCACUUCUGCUGAAGAUGUGUGUCCUUCUUCUCGUGCACUUGUACAUAAACCUUUUUCCUUUGCCAUUGUUCAUGUGAUUUCAUUUGGGAAUGUGUUUAUAAGGUUGCUGUUGAUUGCUGUGGUUUGGUUAAUAACUCACCCAAGCCACUCAAGUCUUAAUCCUUACUUUUAACUAAGUAUUUGUCUAAGUCAGAGGUGACAAACCAUGUGACCUGGAGUGCUGAAGGUAUGUAGGGUUUCAUUUCAACCAAAGAGAAGAAGAGAAAUUCCCUGACAUAGCUUUUGGUUGAAAAACUCGAAUGGUUUCGGCCUUCUGUGGCACAUAGUUUGACACCCGUGGUCUAUGAAGUACUAAGAUGCAAGUGGAAACUUCCAUUUGCAUUAGGAUUGAUAGCAAUAAUAUAUUUAGAUACAAGGUACAGGCAAAUAUAACACUUGAUUGCCACAUGUCUCAAUUCUCGAAUUAGUUCAUUUUAAUCAAUGGAGAAGUUAUUGUGUGAACUGCAAAGCCCAAGCUUAUUUUUAAUACCAUGCAUCAAUAUGGAAGACAGUCAAAUGUGUGUCUAUUUUGAGACAGGAGUUAGUUAAAAAAUAAUGUCUGCAGUUCUGACUGCCUAAAGCACAAGGUCCUUUGUAUGCCAAGAGUGUGUAGUUGAGCAUUUUUCCUAAAUGUGAUCUCUGUGGUAAUCACUGUAGUAACAUGUCAUUUUGCUGUAUGUACAGGUCGUGUUUAUAAUUACUUGAGCAGUUUUUGUACUACUAACAAGAACUUUUCAAAUUAAUUAGCAAAUGACAAAAUGGCAAAUUUUAAAAUGGUUUGAGAAAUUACAGAAAUAUAGUUUAAAAAUAGUUUGAUAGGAAAUAUCUACAGGUAUUUUUUACAACCAGUUCCUAUAUGAAGUAAAUAAAAUAUGAAGUAAGUAAAAUCAAUAUAAUUUGAGCGUGUAAACACAAGGGCAAUGAGAAAAGCAAUGUGAUUGCUGAAGUGUUUACCAGCGUAACUGGCAGAUGCUUGCAUAUUUAAAGAGUUCACAGACACGGUUGUGUAAGCUGAGAAUAUUGUGCUGGUCUGUUGUCUUUGUAGGUAUUUGUGUAUGAGGUGAGCAAGUUCUCCAAAAUCACAAGGACAUUAGAGGUUUGUAACUGGGUCAAGCCAUUCAUAAUUAACUAAUGUAUCUUCCUGAAACUUCUCAAAAAUGCUAUAAUUUUGAAAUAACUGGACGCGCCAUUACCUCCCAACAAAUGUCUGGCACAUCAGCUCUUACAUUUUUUUUCUCCUUGUAAAGAUUUGUUGCACAAUUAUCUUUGUCUUCUGUUCAAUGCAUUACUUUCGUACAGGCGUAAUUUAUUGUGACGAGCAGGUUCAGAGUGCAGUAAAUGUGAUAGUUGGGAUGUGGUUGUACAAGUGCCUGGUGCAGGGAUUUAAUGCGAGCCCUCCCAAUGUGUGGCCAGCGUGGAGUCACUGAUAAAUGAUUUAUCAGUCACUGGGUAACCAGUUAGAUCCAGUAUGUCAGUGAUACCCCCAAGUUGCACUUCCUGCCUAAGUUAACAAAUCCUUUAGCAGUGAAAAUGUGUUUCAUGCAGGCUCCCAUUGAAGUUAAUUGCAUGUUCAUUACCAAUAACUAUACAUGUUUUGAUGAAGUUAUUUCUUCAAAUCCACAGAGCUUGAUGAAAAGAAAACAGGGUCUGAUAACCUGGUUGUCCUCUCUGCUGUUUCAUGUCUUAUGAAGAGACAUCAUUCUGACUUAGAUUUUGCUCUGAAGUGAGAAUCAACUCGUUGUGAAAGGACAAAGAGUGAUAUGUAGCUGCUAUACAUUGACUGGGGAGACACUUGCAAAAUUCUUAUUUAAUGAAGGUUUUAUUGCAUUUUGUGGUGGUGACAUAUUUUCCUUGCCGUUGGAAACACUAUAAAUCAAUAAGUCAUUGUGAUGGUUCUGUAAAUAUACAAUGUUACAUCUUUGUAUCUGCUAUGUUUCUCUCUUCUGUAUAUUUGAGGCAAUUUGCUCUGGGUUGACCAAUAAAUUAACAUGUUCCUCUA